AUCAUAUUUGACCAUCAAAUGUCCUUCCACUAACAAGCACUUUUUGGACGUCAUAAACCUCAGCAAGUGCCAAGACUCAGAAUGAAGGCCUACUGGUUUGACAACCUUCCGGGUGAUCAACGGGAGGCUCACGACUCUGGCCGGGAAGUGAGCUCCGAAUACUUGAACAAGCUCGGUAUCAUGUAUUUCAACUACCCAAAUGUUGAAGAUGUAAAUUCCCUGGCCGCCAAGCGAAAAUACAAGAACCGCGACGAAAUCACCAUAUCUCCAACGACUAUGGGUGACGUUUAUGAGGAUAAGGUGAAGAUGUUCUUCAACGAACACCUGCAUGAGGAUGAGGAGAUUCGGUACAUCUUGGAUGGCGGCGGGUUCUUCGAUGUCCGAAGUGAUGGUGACGAGUGGGUGAGGAUCAAGUUGGAGAAGUAUGAUUUGAUGAUAAUGCCCGCUGGCAUUUAUCACCGCUUCACUACGGAUACGCAGAACUACACAAAGGCCAUGCGACUGUUCAAGGAGGACCCCAAGUGGACACCCUUAAACCGGGGCGCUGAGACUGACAACAACGAGUACCGCGAGGCUUACCUUAAGAUGAGGGAUGGAAGCGCUCCGAUUCCUAGCCACUGAACUGUCCUAUGAUUGCGCGAAUGUUCUCCACAAAAGCUGUGACGGUCGCAACAGUUCUUUGAUGGCAAUAGAGCCUUGGCGUAGGACAGGUAUGCAGUAUCUUGCACAAAUUCUAUUCUUAUGGUUACCUCAAUCCUCUCACCCCUCCCGCCCGACUCAAUCAGUAUCGUGAUUUCGCUUCUUCAGUCGCGCAGUUUGUGGUUUCAUUGCUGCACCUCCCAGAACAAGCACCAGGAGCUUUGCCCACUUCU
Molecule: messenger RNA, 872 nt
Organism: Lindgomyces ingoldianus
Lineage: Eukaryota; Fungi; Ascomycota; Dothideomycetes; Pleosporales; Lindgomycetaceae
Exons: 3
Coding region: 82-621 (179 amino acids)
Molecular function (GO): acireductone dioxygenase [iron(II)-requiring] activity
Source: RefSeq, a predicted model, not a curated record